AGACCAAAACACAGGAAACUCCCCGCAGCUUAAAUUCUGUAUUUUCUGUUAAUCUGAUAUAAUCGUUAAACUGUCGCUGAGAAAAUUAUUGAAUGUUCCAUUACUGAUGCACAUAAUGUCUUAAAAUCCAAUAUGAGAAUCACCAAGGAGACAAAGAAGAAACAAUGAUGCCAUGGAUCAUGGUGAAGUCAUUAUUCCUAGUUUUAUCAGUGACAGCUCUCAUGAGCUAUGCUGUGUAUAAAGGGUACUUUAACGGGGCCCAUGUUGAACUUGGAAAUCAACACUAUGCCGAGCGUGUACAUGUCUCAAUGAAAGGAUUUUUACCCAGAUGGAUAAAGAUGCCAUUCAAUUCUGUUGUUAACAUUGGCUACGUGAUCAUUGGGGCAGCUUGGUGUGCUGCUACUACUAUAGCUCUGUCAGAAGACAAGAUCAGAAAAAAUGAUGCUCAAAUGUUUUAUAUUUUCAACUUGGCAAGUUGUUGUUAUGGUCCAAUACAAACAUUGAGAAUUGUGACUCAGUUGAAGGGGUUUGCCAUUCUUGACCAAUGGUAUACUUUGCCUUUCUUCAUGUUGGUAUUCCUCUGGGGAAUGAAUACCGUCAACAGAUGGAGUUCAGCUUGGAACAUGAUCUUUAUGGCAGCUUCAAUAGGAAGUUAUUUUCUAACAUUGUGUCAUAUACUAGGCUUUGAAAUUUGUCUCGGUGUACACAUUUGUUUUGCUGUCGGUGGAGCAGUGUUUGCAUGGAUGAAAGCUCCGCAAGCAAAAUGUAGGAACUCUUUUAUUUGUGCACUGAUAAGCUGUGCCGGAUUUGUAGUUUUAAAGUUAUUAGACCUCGAGCUAAUAAAAUAUGCUGAAUUUUUUAAAUACAUUUCAGGACAUUUUAUAUCUAAAGUUUUUGAUAUAGGUCAGGUUCACUUUGUGAACAUGUUCUGUUUUGCUGUAAGUACUGCUUUAUAUGCAGACAGCAAGAAAAAGGAAAAAUAAAUGGCAUCUUUCACCUACCUUACAUGAAAAAAAAAUGGAUAAACCAAUAAAGCCAUUAUAAAUUAUCUGCUUGAUAAUCACCCUUGCUUUCUCCCUGUGUUUCAUACUGCUCUGACCCUUUCUAUAUAAAAAGUAGUUUUUUUGAAAUUGUUAAAGAUAAUGUUUAUAUUUUAGUAAGCGUUCCUGUUGUUUUAUUACCCAUUUAUCUAACUGACAGACUCUGCUGUUUAUUUUAUAUUUUUAGACAUGUAAAAUGUUAAAUGUAUCAUAUAUUCUAUUGUUUCCUUUUGUUAUGCCCCGCUCCAGAGAACUUGACCCAAAACCUUCAAACUUGAUAGUGUGAUUGGGCGUAUGAAGCAGAUGACCCAUACUGGGUUUGGGUCAUUGGCCGAAGAUCAAGGUCACAGGGACCUGAACAUUGAAAUUAUUUCUGCAUGAUAAUUUGAGAACCACUUGACCCUAACCUCUAAACUGGAUAGCAUGAUCGGGCGUAUGAAGUAGAUGACCCCUGUUGUUUUUAUGGUCAGUUUAAUAGUCAAAGGUCAAGGUCACGUGGGCCUGAAAAACCAUUUCCGCUCAAUCACUUGACAGCCAGUUGACCCAGUAUCUUCAAACUUGAUAGCAUGAUUGGGCAUAUUAAGUACAUGACAUGUAAUGUUUUGGGGGUUAGCAGGUCAAGGUCAUUAUGAUCAGGGGACUAAAAUUGGGACAACUUAUUAUGGGGGACAUGUGUGUUUUACAAACAGCUUUUGUUUUUGUAUUGUAUUGUAUUGUAUUGUACUGGUAAUCUUGCAAUGAAUUUAUGACAGCCUCAGCCCUGAAGUUGUAUUAUGCAUUCGUGUGAGUAUAAUGAACAGACACAACUACCAAUGAAGAUGUGGAACUGAUUCAGUGAUAUAAAUCAUAUAAUGAAACAUUACAGUUGAGCAGAUAACUAAUUAGCAUAUGAUGCAUAUUAUGCAAAAAGCUUUGAAUUCUGCUUGCUGUAGUUAUUAUGUAAUAGGGGACCUAGAAAUAAGACUUCAAAUGCUAGAUAUUGCAUUAUACAUAAUGCACGUCCACUUGAAAGAUUGUAAAACACACAAACUUGAUUUUAAUUAUCUUGGAAAAUGUAGUUUCAUUCUGGCAAAUGUGAUAUUCAAACUGUGUCUCAUGCUAAGAACUCUUUAACACCAUUGUUUUGCAUUAAAUGCCAAUACAAUGUAGGUAAAUAAAUAUCAAUGUUUAUAUGCGAUCGUACAAUUUUGCACUUGUGCUGUAUUCUGUUUUCACUCAUUUCUCUCAUUUUAGUAAUUUUACCCUAUGUCAGGAUUUGGUAGUGUAAACUCUUGUUAUUUCUCUGUUUAUACACAUUAAUUUGAUUAAAUGAUGCAAAUACACAUGAAACUAUAGAUGGAA
Messenger RNA from Mercenaria mercenaria, 2381 nucleotides. Its product is annotated as transmembrane protein 187-like. Bases 165 to 983 code for a protein of 272 amino acids. NCBI's taxonomy places the organism in Eukaryota, Metazoa, Mollusca, Bivalvia, Venerida, Veneridae. Gene Ontology annotation, cellular component: transport vesicle. The record is from RefSeq and is a predicted model, not a curated record. The transcript has 2 exons.